Molecule: messenger RNA, 2577 nt
Organism: Linum trigynum
Lineage: Eukaryota; Viridiplantae; Streptophyta; Magnoliopsida; Malpighiales; Linaceae
Source: the annotation of a GenBank genome assembly
CAAGGUAAUUAGUCUUGUAAAAGAAAGCUACAGGUGAGGAAUUUAUUUGAUGUAUGGAUGAAUGGGAGGUGGAACAAGAGGAAAAGACCCCAUUCUUCUCUUCUGUCAACCGACACCAUUGAUUCCUUCCCAUCACCCCUCUCUUAUCUUCUGCAGGCAAAUCAUGUGAUCCCAUUUAUUUUCCCUCUUCCUCCCUUCCAUGAAGUUAAGAAACCAUUUCCUCUCCCCAAAUGUGCUCCAUUACCACCGCCAUCCAUCUGCCUCUCGCAUCCGGAAACCCCCAUUUCUCCUUGUUCAAAUCAAACACCACCAGAAGCUAAAGCUCUUUUACCUCCAUGCCAAAUCAUCAUCGUUGCCACUGCUAGCAGGAGGAGGCUGAGGACAACAAUAACACGUACUCAUCCAUCUCGUCAUCAUCAUCUCGCCACAUCACCGGCCACACCACCGUUCAUUGUCGUUACCAGAGAAGGAUCACCUAACGUACGAGCGCUGGUUUCCUUCGUAUCUUCCACUCUCUCGUGAGAACAGUAGGUAAGAGUGAUAGAUCCCCGACCCUUUCCAAUAUUAGAAGCUAUAAAUUAGCUAACCAUGGUCGUUUUCUGUCGUAGCCUCGACGACAAACGUACCGGGUUAUCAAACGACUAAUAAACCAAGAAACAACGACCCUCAUGACUCAAAUCAAGGUCUAGGCACGAAUAAGAAGUAAGGAAUCCCGAUCCCUUGUGUUGGAAUCUAUAUUUACUUGAGUUCCACGAGUUUGUAGAAAUCUGGGAUUUAGCGACGGAUGUUCAGUCUUUUAGUAACGGUUUUGUCCGUCGCGGAAGGUCUGCCCAACUAGAAGCAGAUGUAGUCCUUUUGGGAUGGCCAGUGUUGACCUUUGGUCACGACUUCCGUGACUGUUACUAAUGGAGCUGUAGCUUUUAAGAUUUAAAUGUCCAGGUUAAUGAAUGAAUUAAUUUGGAAUUGAAUUAAUAAGUAUGUAUGGAUUAGGAGAUUAAUAACAUAGAUAGUAAUUAGUAAAAUGAUUUAGUAUGAAAUAGUGAUUUAGUUGAUCUAGUAAGAUGAUUAUUAGUGUUGUCAAGAGGUUCUUUAAGCAAGUUAACCGGUUAAGGUAAUUUAAGUUGUUAGCUAGCAAAUAUUGGCUUUCCCGGGAAUCAUAUUAUGAGUCUAUGACAAAUUAAACUAGAAGACAAUAUAAUAUUUGAUAUGGUUAGUAAGUAAAAUUUAUUAUUGGCAGUUAUGGGUAAAUCUACUAGUUUAUUUAGUAUGGUAAUAUAUGUUAUAAUAUGCUAGGUAAAAGUGAUUUUAGCAUGAUUAGUUCCAAGUAUUUAAAUUGGCAUAGAUUUUAAGGAGUGGAGGUUUUAGAUGAUAAAUUAUUAAAUACGUCAAUUAGCCGUACUUUGCAAUUAUUGCGAAGUAGUUCCAAGUCGAGGGAACCGUCGCUAAGUAUCCGAAACCCAGUCGAUCUAACCUCAGUAUUCGCCAUAGGUCGACAAGGCGAAUCAUCUUCUCUAGAGCAUCGAUCCUUGGAGUUGGUAGCCAGAUCAAGUUUAACCGCUCGACCAAAUAAGGUGUGUGGUUUGAGGGGACUAGUUAGUAUUCCAUUCUGAAUUAUGUAUGAUGCAUGUUACUUGGAUUAAAUGAUUUGCUCUUAUGUGCUAUCGGUGUUUAAGUUUAUGCAUUUACUUUAUUCAUGUUCAAGUUAUGAUUUGUGAUUAUUAUGCACGUUCAGCAUACAGAGCAUCAUAUUCAUCAAAGAUCAAGCUGAACCCAAGUUGCUAAGUUAAGCAAGUUAUUAAGUUGGAUCUUCCCAUUGUGUGGGAGAUCACCAAGUUCUUCAAGUAUGUAAGCAAGUACGACUUAAUUAUAUUUCUCCUUGGGUGAGAGAUUAAUUAAGGAAAGCAUGUAUAAGUCAACAAGUUAAUAAGUAAGAACAAGUUAACCUCGCUUAGCUAGCCACUUUUCACUAUGGAUCACUACUGGAUGGCGAUACGUAACGCAGUAGUUGAUCAGGCAUGGAACUGGACUGCGAUACGUAACGCAGUUUCCAUUGCCCAUGUUUAGGUAUGCAACCGGACGGCGAUACGUAACGCGGUUGGCAUACCUCAGUUUUGACACCGGACAGCGAUACGUAACGCGGUGGUCAUAACUCAUGUUAAGCAGGCAGUGGCGCCAGUUAAGCCGAGGUAGGGGCCCCGUCCUAAGAUAAAAUAUGCAAGAUACCUAGAAAGUGAACAAGAAUUACAAGUUCAAGAACUCCUAAUAAUGUACUCCCGAUAAUGUACUAAGUCAUUGCAUCGCAUUUGCACCCAUAUGCAUGUUGCUUGAUUUUAUAUUAUUAUGUAAAGAAUGGAAUAUAGGAUUAGGACUGACCCCAACGCCCGCAUUCAGGAACUGCAAUCAAGUAGGAGUAUUCGAGCCACCGGCUAACAUAAAGCUGUUACUCGAGAUGUCAUCAUCACAAGGGUUAGUGAUUGCAGAAGAUUCCCAGUGAACCAUUUUCACUUAUGUAAUUUUAUUAGUAGGCUUGAGACUGAUGCUCAUUUAUGAUUUUGUUAAGAAAGAUUUCAUAUGGUG